This is a messenger RNA of Haliotis rufescens (red abalone), 4142 nucleotides long. RefSeq names its product cytochrome P450 2D6-like. Gene Ontology annotation, molecular function: oxidoreductase activity, acting on paired donors, with incorporation or reduction of molecular oxygen; monooxygenase activity; heme binding. The record is from RefSeq and is a predicted model, not a curated record. The transcript is spliced from 6 exons. The coding region runs from base 333 to 1889 and encodes 518 amino acids. NCBI's taxonomy places the organism in Eukaryota, Metazoa, Mollusca, Gastropoda, Lepetellida, Haliotidae.
ACACGAGGUACAUAUAAACUGGGAUGGUCUGGUGCUUCGUUUUCUUUUAUUGCUUCUAAAAGUUCGUCGCGAUUUAUUUUUCAGACAGUUUGGUGGUACAGCAGCACUAAACCCGCUCUACUGUUAAAAGAACCGCGUGUACCGCACACAUUUACCACGUGGGUAACGGUUGAGGGUAGGGGCCGACGUGAGACACACAAGUGUAUAAAUAUCCGCCUAUUAUCAAAUCCUGUUUUAUCCCUCUCUUUCAUAUAUAGAUUGGCGGUUAUAAUGACACCCGGCGGCCUGAAGUUCCGCCCACACAACUCAGCUGUAUAUUAAGUGCGAAUCCAAUGAAACAACACGACAGUACCAGCGGCCCGGUGUCCAAAUCUACAAUGGAACUCGUCUCAAGCCUCUCGUUGGCUUUUGGUGUAUUGGGAUGCAGUGCUUUGGUCGCAAAGUGGGCUCUGUUCAGAAAGAGAUCAUCCCUACCUCCGGGGCCAAGUCUCCUGACUGUUUUACGGGACUUGUUCAAAGCUGGUUUUUCAAACUCUGCUCAUGCACAAUUUGAACAAUGGACUAGACGAUACGGGGAAGUCUUCUCCGUGUCGCUCCCAGGACAGACCGUGGUUGUCCUCAACUCCGUGCGGGUCAUCCGUGACUUGUUUUCUGGAACCUACAAACACAUUACCAACGACCGACCUCCUAGUUUUGUGGGCAAGUACAUGUUCCGAGGCUGCGGCAUCACCUUUUCCAGUUCUGGAAAGUAUUGGAGAAAACUUCGGCAACUGUUUCAUUCCUCGAUAAACAUGCACGUGGACGGGGGCAAGACGAUUGAACAGACUCUCCGGUCCGAGAUGGUGACCACUGUCCGUGAUAUAAAGUGUGAAGCUGAGACCGGCAACGUGCAACUGCAGGAGAUCAUUUCCAAGUAUCUGAUGAACGUGCUUCAUAUUCUGCUAACUGGUGAAUCCCCUGCACCCGGCAGUAACAACAUCGCCAUGAUGAGAGAGUUGGACGACCACCUCAACAGGUCCUUGAGCAUCGACCAAGAAGCUGUCCUGGUCAACCUUCCCUUUCUCCGACAUCUCCCCAACAGCUAUGGCCGUCGCUGGAAGAGGACAGAGGCCUUAAGGGCCCAGCUCACGAAACUGUUCUUCACCGACUACAAGGUCAACUUCCGGUCCGGAAAUGGUGUCAUUGAUAAGUUUCUGGAAGAGGCCUCCAAAGAAGACUCCCCGGUGACGAAAGAUGACGUCCUCGCCCUCAUUUUCGAACUGGUGGCUGCCGGGUACGUGACGUCCAAGUCAACGCUCCUUGGAAUGAUGCUGACCGUCCUACACAGACCGGACAUCCAACAGAGGCUGCAGAAGGAGAUCGACGAGGUCAUUGGUGACAGGGUCCCCUGUCUGAACGACCACGACAACAUACCGUACUUUGAUGCUCUUCUCUUUGAAAUGAUGCGAUACACGAGCCAACUGCCUUUGGGGUUGCCGCACAUGGUCAGAGAAGAGAUUGAUUACGAAGGAUGGCGGAUCCCCAAAGAAUCCUUGCUCCUGCCGAACCUGUACUAUAUGAACCAUGAUCCCAGCGUGUGGGAGGAUCCUUGGCUGUUCCGUCCGGAGAGGUUCCUGGAAGAAGAUGGCAGUCUCGUUAGCCCUUUAAGUGAGGCAAGACAAAGGUUUGUGCAAUUCGGGGUAGGGAAGCGUAGCUGUCCUGGUCAAAACUUCGCCCGGUCCCGAAUCUUCAUGUUCAUUGCUACGGUCUUUCAACAAUUUGAGUUUUUACCACCCGACGACGAACCACUUCCGUCCUUCAACCCUGCCGACUGGGAACCCGGCCUCAUUCUGAUGCCAGAGUACGUGCAUUGUAAAGUACGAUGUAGAAAAACAGGUGGAACGGGGUAGAUUGUGGCUGGUUGUUGUUUUGUAAACAUUCAGUUUGUUUUUAUUCCAACAGAACAAGAUUUUUAUUGAAUCAAUUGAACGUGUUUGUUUAGUGACAAGAUUAGACAAUUUUAUCGUGAGAGCAAUAAAAUCGUUUUGACAAUUUCAUUUUCGGGUAUCGAAAAUAGGAUAUAAAGCACACAAUAACACCCCCAACGACCCUAGAACAAGCAAUAGAUGCCAUAUCUCGGAUCCCAUCAUCUCAUAGUCUCACUCAGCGCUUUAAGGGAUUAAAUAAAGGUAUUCAGGGUUCACGACCUCGAUUUCGGCCUUGGUGGGCGUGGUAAGACCUGUUGGGGUAUAGGUAACACCGUCAGACCGAGGGACCGUAAGACUACUUUUCGAACUUCCCCCGCCUCUUUCCGCCAGAGUAGUCUUACUACACUACGACAAGACCAAAUUUGAGGUCAUAAACCGACAUCUUCUUUGACUGAUGCACACAUGAAUCAAAGAGGUUAAUUUGAUUCCUAUGCCACUAUUAUGCCACAAACGUGGCUUGUCCAAUGGUCGGCCCUUGAUGUCGUAGUGUAGUAAUAUUGGAAAUGCCAUUGUCAUGAAAUGACAUCGAAGUCUUUCAACAAGAAUCAACUUGACUGGUGUUUCCUUAUUCUUUUAGAACCAUUCUUGAGCUCAAAAGGGUACCGCAUCGGAUAUGUUUAGGAGAUGAACUUCAUAGUGGAUGGCCUUAACUUUUGCCUGGUUGCACUGUUCAUUGUUCUGCGUAUGUUCAUUGUUCUGCGUCUGUGUUGCGUUGUCAAGGUCACCCAGGAAUAUACUGAUUUAUACAUGUGUUCAUAUUGUUCAGCAUACACUGUGACGUAUCCCGACCUUAUUGGUUUAUAGGCAUUUCAUUUCACGGUUAAUGUCUUGUUUGUUUGUGUCUGUCAAAUAUUUAUUAAUUUCACAUGGCCAGUAUGCAUUAUCCUUAUGGAAUAUAAUGCACAGUUUUAUUGUGAUGUCUUUUUAUAUGAUAAUGGAAUUUGUUAUAUGUGAACAUAAACUGUACCCGGUAAAGAUGUUACAAGAAAAUAUAAUAUUUCAUUGUUUACACUUCUUUAAAGUACUAAUAAGAACAUUAUUAUGUCUUUUAUAUUUACAUGUACUGACGACCAAAAGAAACAUUACCAUAGUUUAAAAUCACUCUACUUUAAAAACCACAAAAGAUAGAUGCAUGAAGUAAAAUGUAUUGAAAAAGUCAUUCAGCAUCCGGUAUUGUCAUGACAGUUGCCCUAAUUGUCGUGGGGUGUCAAGAACAAGCUUUCAGCGUAAUGGACCAAGGGCGCACACAUAAGUUCAAUUACACGUCACAUUAAUAGCGUGUAAUUGAAUAGCGUGGAUAACCACCCCCUGCUACAAGACACGCGCACAGAAAAACUCGGUCGUCUGAUGACGUCACUUGGGAUACGUCACCAUUCCUCUUGGAGGGCCUGGAACAGUUCCUGUCAAUUGGCUGGAGUAAGUGGUUUCUGUCGAACACGACGAUAGCUGUCCUCUGUAAGGCUCGAAUUCCUUGAGCUCUGAGUCGCCAGGCCACUGUCUGUCGACUAACCACAUGUCCUACCUAAAGCAGUUGUCGCUGAUGACGUCACUGUCAGGAAUCGAUUCCGGACAUGCAAAGUACGCAAGUACAGGUCUUCAUUGGGCGUAGUUACCCAGGAUCUGCCUGUUCUUGGCCUGUCUGGUGUCUGCUCGGUCUGUCUGUAACGUUCCGUCAGGUUAGGUACAGCAACAUGGGAGCAACCAAACGUUCCAACAAUGUGGGCAUGGGUGGCUCCCAUUUGUAUCAUACAAAGUUUCUUUAAGCCGUCAGUUCUAAAACAAAAUGCGAACUUAUCAAAAUUUAUCAAAAGUUAUCAAGAUUUUAUAAGAAUAAUUUAAAAAAAAGUCCCGUUACAAACCUAGAUAUUUGAAUCAAGUAUUGUCACGUGGUUGUAAUUCUCCAUGCGAGAUGUAUCCGAUUCGUUAAACGUGUUUAGAUUGGUUUCCGCUGUAACGUUGUCCUGAUUGGUUUAUCGAUGUGUUGUUACCUUUGUCCUGACUGGUUGAUCGCUGUGACGCUUAGCGAAUAAGCUUUUGAUAUUUCUCUGCAGUUCAAAACCGUCCAUUUCAAAUCUUCAAAUUUUUAUAUGUGGACAAAUAUUUGGUAUGGCCGGAGUGGUGCCAUUGGUAACAUGUUGUAACACAUAACUGGAAAUAAAAUAAUGUCCAAAAUGA